Messenger RNA from Solanum lycopersicum (tomato), 688 nucleotides. The record is from RefSeq and is a predicted model, not a curated record. Lineage: Eukaryota; Viridiplantae; Streptophyta; Magnoliopsida; Solanales; Solanaceae.
UUCACACAUGUUAAGCCAGCCACAUUUGUCGAACAUGGCAACACAAGAUAUGGUUAAUCAGAAGGCAAGAUGUUUCAUGUUCUGGAUGAUUGCAGGUAUGAUGAUGGCGGAUACAUCUGGUGGUUAUUUGAAGCUUAUGUACCUGCCUAUGCUCGAAGACGUCAAUAAAAUUGGAUCUUAUAGUUGGGGGAGUGCGACCUUGGCAUACUUGUACCAUUUUCUUUGUAAAGCUUCACAGAGUACCCAAAAUGAGAUAGCCGGAUUUUUGCCACUACUUCAGAUUUGGGCGUGGGAGAGAGUCACUGUUCUCCGUCCUCAAAUAGUAGCCCACAGAGAUGCGAGAACUAUUUGUCAUGUUGGUUUGCCUAGGGGUCCGCAUGCUACUAGAUGGUUUGCACAUAUUAGUUGGACGAAUACUACCAAGCAUGUGUUGAAAGUUUAUAGGGAUGCACUUGACUCUGUGAUAGAAGAUCAGUUUAUUUGGGAACCGUAUUCUGAUGACUUAAUUGAGAGUCUUCCUCUCUAUUGUCAUGCUGGACGAGACAUAUGGCGAGUUAGAGUUCCAAUAUUUUGUUGGGAUGUGGCCGAGGUUCAUUUGCCAGAUCGUGUUAUGAGGCAAUUUGGACUACAACAAGCUAUACCAACUCCGUUUCCAUUUGAUUCCAACCACUUUCGCCAUGAUCGUUGA